This is a messenger RNA of Tetranychus urticae (two-spotted spider mite), 2582 nucleotides long. RefSeq names its product Dolichol kinase (gene Dolk). NCBI's taxonomy places the organism in Eukaryota, Metazoa, Arthropoda, Arachnida, Trombidiformes, Tetranychidae. Gene Ontology annotation, molecular function: dolichol kinase activity. The record is from RefSeq and is a predicted model, not a curated record. Gene Ontology annotation, biological process: dolichyl monophosphate biosynthetic process. Gene Ontology annotation, cellular component: endoplasmic reticulum membrane.
AUCUUUUUUAAAUUCACCCUUAUAACCAUAAAACGGCCCUUUUCAGGGCCAAUAAAUCUCUGACUAAAGAUUUGUUUAACUGCUUUUAAUUGUUUAUUUAUAAUUGAGUGUCCAAUAAAGUAAUUCAUCAACCAAAGUAAUCUUAAUCUGGUAAAUUCAUGCUCUUUUAAGCUUCACAGUGAACGCGGGAAUAUUUCAAAUAAUUUUUCAUUCAAAAUCCAUUUCAAAUUUGGCUCCUUUUGUGUGGUUUCCUCAUGUAUAUUACCUAUUCACAUGUUCAUCUGUUGUCAGUUACACAUCUCAGUUAACUAAACAGUUCAACAAUCUAGUCUUCCUCACAUUAAUUUUGUCAGUUUGUUAACCCAAGAUGAAGGGCAUACCGCGAAUCGGAAGCGGCUGGAGAACUUCCGCUAAAUGUCCAUUUUGUCUGUGUCCUUUUCUGGUUGUCGCCAAUAUAUUGAUGAAUGUCUUGACUACACAAUCAACCACUUGUUACCGGUUAAGUCUAUUCAUCGCCAUCAACUUUUUUCUGGUCACUUAUAAAAAUGUGGCUUUUUUGAAGCCUCCACAACAUUCUCUUGCCGUUAGUUUUAUUGUUACUGUUGCUGUUAAGUUUUAUAUUCCAGAGUUUUCCUGGUUCAUUUUCCCCAUUCUUGCAUUGUUCAAUUAUGGAUUCAAUCUAUUCACCAAAUCUAUCAACAGGCGAUUCCUAAGCUCGUUUUCUCAAUGUGAACUUAUAAUUGUUUCACAAGGAAUCCUAACUUUUUUAGCGCAAUCAACCCUUUGUGAGUUGGUUCCUUCCGUACCUGAUCUCGCCUUGUCUUGUUCAAAUGAUCCUACUACUCGAGUUUUACAGAUACUUUUCUUUGGUUUAUCGAUGACGGUGGCCGCUAUGUUAUACUCAGCUACUCAAAAUGACAAUCUUAUUUAUGUUUAUACAUCUUUUUUCACCGGCCUGUUUCUAAUAUACUCUAGAAUUGCUGUUAUUCUGAACAAAGAGCCUUUAACGUGGCUAUUUUUGGAGAUUAUAUUCACAUCAACCAGGAUACAUCUUUUCGAACUUUGGGCUUGCCUUUUCUUGUUCGCCGUUUUUUUCUGUGUUGUUGUUGCAGCUUUCGCAAAUGGCUCGUCAAAUACAGUGAUUAGAAAAUUCUUCCAUCUCAUUAUAAUUCCUGUUUAUGCCAGUGGUCUGAAGUAUGAUUCGAUCCUGUUACACUUUCUAUCCUCAUGUCUGCUUUGGAUUUUCAUUCUUCUCGAGACCCUACGCAUCACGGAUCCAGAUAAUACUGGGAAAGCCAUUGAAUUUUUCAUGGAACGCUUCAAGAAUGAAAAUGACCAAGGAUUUCUUACACUGACUCAUAUUUAUCUUUUAGUUGGUCUCUCUUUGUCAACAUGGCUCUCUCCAAAUAUUGAUAAGAUAUCGUUUAACCUAACAUCUGGUCUGAUUACUGUUGCAGUUGGUGAUACGGCAGCGGGAAUUAUUGGGUCACUCUUUGGAAAACAUAAAUGGCCCAACUCAAAGAAAUCAUUUGAAGGUACUUUUGGUGCAAUUUUUUUCCAAAUAUUGGCAUCGAUUUUUUUAAUAUCUUUCCUUAAAGUGCCAACAAAUUUUGUUGUGGUGAUUAUUCUAUGCGUAAUAUCAUCGAUACUCGAGGCUAAAACAGUGCAAAUUGAUAAUCUAAUACUGCCGUUAUACUUCAACUUAUUAUGGCUCAUUUUUGAAGCUAUUUCGAAUUUGUAAUGGAUGAAUGUUAUUACUCACCUGUGAAAAGUAUAUUCAAUAGGUGUUGAUCAUUGUUGAUGCGACAAUCAUAGAAAUAUUCAAGCAACACACGUAAAUUAUGUCAGGAUGUGGGAAACUUAUCGAUAUAACAAAACGAGCUUUUGAAAUAAUGAAUAGUCCUGUAAAUUGGAUAAUUGGUGUGUCAAAAAUUUUUAUUCACAACAGAUAACCGCAGAAUAUCAUGGUGAAUUCAAAUCUGCUAUUGAGCAUUCGCUGACAUUAUUAAUUGUGGAUAGCGAAACUUAUUUCCAAACUCUUUUAUGCCAACAUUCCAGUUUCACAGUUUCUCCUAAUUCCAAAUCAACUUAUUUAUUAACAUGGUUUAUCAUUUUUUCUCACCAAUCCUCCUGUAGUUUAACAUGAAAGAUACAUUCUAAUACGGAUCAAAAUAUUUUGUCCAGGAAUUAACAGAUGGCAAUCAGAUCAGGUAAAAUUUCAUCAACCUUACAAUAUUUCUGACAAUCUUGUGAGAUAAUCUCCAUUGUGAACAUUUGAAAACUUCAAGGUGUUCAAAGAAUGAUGAGAUAGAUUAUUGCGAUAUUCGCUUCAAGUGUCAAUUAAUCUAUUACCAAAGUGUCUAUAUUAUUUUUGGCGUACUGAUUCCACAAUUGACUAAAUCAUUUCAGAAGCAAUUCUUCCUCUAUUUCAAGAUAUGUCUUAACAAAACAUCCACCCAAUCAAAUAUUCGCAUCAGCAAAUGAUCUACAAUUAUUGAAUUUCCUUAUAUUACUUAUUAUUAAUACUUAUAUUUAUGUUGAUAUUGAUACAUUUUACGCUUAUUAAACCUUCGCAUGUAAAA